Botrytis cinerea B05.10 is the source of this 1286-nucleotide messenger RNA. RefSeq lists its product as hypothetical. Lineage: Eukaryota; Fungi; Ascomycota; Leotiomycetes; Helotiales; Sclerotiniaceae. The coding region runs from base 55 to 1080 and encodes 341 amino acids. The record is from RefSeq and is a predicted model, not a curated record. The transcript has a single exon.
GAAUGAUUCCUAUCAAGAUUUCCAAGCCAGUUCUUCGGAUUUUCAAAUUUCGCAAUGGCAAUUUCCCUUGGUAAAUUUCUGCUUCUGAUCUUGGGCUUCGUAGCUCUUGCCAGAAGUACAACGUUAUCCAGCUUUCACGAGAAUGAUCCCGCCCCUGGUGGUCUUGCAUUCAAAUACCCUUACCCCGUGCACUUCUACCAUUUCACUUCGCAACAGCAAAAUCUAACCAUGGCUUAUAUGGAUGUUCCUCCCUCCAACACCACGUCCUACACCGGAACCAUCGUCCUCCUCCACGGUAAACUCUUCUGCGGUGCAACCUGGAACACUACCAUCCGUGCUCUCUCCUCUAUCGGCUACCGCGUCGUCGUUCCCGACCAAAUCGGCUUCUGCAAAUCCUCAAAAACAAUGCACUAUCAAUUUUCCCUGCACCAACUCGCCACCAACACAAAUUUCCUCCUCCAAUCCCUCAACAUCACUUCCGCAAUCAUCAUGGGUCAUUCCAUGGGCGGCAUGCUAUCCGCUCGCUACGCGCUCACCUUCCCCUCUCAAACCCAGCGUCUCAUCCUGGUCGACCCCCUGGGACUCGAAGACUGGCAAGCUCUCGGAGUCCCCUACCAACGACCGGACCUCACCUUCGUCACCGAGCUCGCCACUACCUACACCAGCAUCAUGACGUAUCAGAAAUCUACCUACUACGGCGGAACCUGGGAUCCCGCAUACGACGAAUGGGUCAACAUGCUUCUAGACGAGUAUACAGGACCGCAGGGUCGCACGUUCGCGUGGGAUAUGGCGUUGGUGACGGAUGCGGUUUUUGUGGAACCCGUGGUGUAUCAGUUGCCAAAUUUGACGAUGAGGAGUCUGCUCGUGGUGGGGGAUUUGGAUAAUACGGCGAUAGGGAAGGCGUGGGCGCCGCCGAGUGUGCAGGCGUUGAUCGGACAUUAUGAGGUGCUGGGGAAGCAGGUGGCGGCGAGGGUUCCCGGGAUGGAUUUGGUGGAGUUUGAGGGGUUGGGUCAUAGUCCACAGAUCCAGGAUUUUGAAACGUUUUGGAAGGCGCUGGAAGAGUGGUUGGGUGAGGUGUAGGUGUGAGGGUGAGGGUUGAGGGGGGUGGGAGAUUAUGGGGUUGUGUAUGUUUUGGUCGAUUUUCUCUGGUGUGCACUGCGAGUGAGUGACCUCGUGGGUGAUUUCUACCGAGAUCUAUAAUUUAAAGUACGAAGUAUUAGAGAUGUUAUGUUAUCGAAAGUAUAUACUUUCACGAUUUGAUAAAUCUAUCAUUGGAAUGUGUAUUA